This is a messenger RNA of Manihot esculenta (cassava), 1013 nucleotides long. Its product is annotated as glycine-rich RNA-binding protein. The record is from RefSeq and is a predicted model, not a curated record. The transcript has 3 exons. Bases 63 to 548 code for a protein of 161 amino acids. Gene Ontology annotation, molecular function: mRNA binding. Lineage: Eukaryota; Viridiplantae; Streptophyta; Magnoliopsida; Malpighiales; Euphorbiaceae.
UAGCCUUGCUUUGUUUCUCACAAUCUCCUCUCUUGGCUUGUGUUCUCUCUUAUUUUUCAGAGAUGGCAUCUGCAGAUAUCGAGUACCGGUGCUUCGUCGGCGGCCUCGCUUGGGCCACAACCGACCACGCCCUCCAGGAGGCCUUCAGUACCUUCGGUGACGUCCUUGAAUCGAAGAUUAUCAAUGAUCGGGAGACCGGUAGAUCUCGUGGUUUUGGAUUUGUGACAUUCAGCAACGAGAAAUCUAUGAGGGAUGCUAUUGAAGGAAUGAACGGUCAGAAUCUUGACGGCCGUAAUAUUACUGUGAAUGAAGCCCAGUCUCGCGGAAGCGGAGGCGGAGGAAAUGGGGGUUACAGCCGUGGCGGCGGCGGCGGCGGUUAUGGUGGUGGAGGACGACGUGAAGGUGGUUAUGGAGGGGGCUACAACCGUGGCGGUGGUGGAUAUGGUGGCGGUGGUGGGUACGGUGGAGGCCGUGACCGUGGAUAUGGAGAUGGGGGUUCUCGGUACUCCAGGGGUGGAGGAGCUUCUGAAGGGAACUGGAGAAAUUAGGAUACUGGGAUGAGGGGCCGUCGACCUGUCUGGGGUAAGGGGAGACUCGAUAAGGGAAAAUGUGCAAGGAUGCGCUGCCACUGAGCCACCGUUGAGCCGAAAUGAAGUGUAAUGGAGAGGAGGAAAGUCUUCACUGUGAGUACCCUUGGAAGUCCUUAACGAUGCUCUGAUAUUUCCAUCGGAAAAAAAAAAAUCUGAACUACUGCAUUCCGGAUACCCCAAACCAUAACCUUGUGUUUGGAUCCUGCAAGAGAAAUAGAGAAAUUAAAUAAUAGAGAGAUUAAAGAAUUAGAGAAGAAAAGAAUUUUGAUUUAUCUUGGAUAAAGGAGUAGUUUAGAGUAGAAAUCAAAUUUCUUGUAGAGAAGAUAUAUAAGCGUUGCAUACCUAUUUCCCUCCCUUUCCUUUUGCCACCAAAUUGGGAGAAAUUUGUAAUAAACUGGGAAAUGCUAGUGUUUUUUCCUUUUA